GGGACUUUCGGGCGUAUCAGUGGUGACUUGGGCAACCAACAUCACCAAUAUGGAGUUACCACCUGGAAUCAUGAAGAGACAUGAAGACCUGUCGCCUUUGAAAAGGAUCAUCGCCCCGACACAAGCAACCUGUCGUCAACAUACUCGCCGCGGAACGCCCAUACCCUAGGGUACAAAAAGAUGCAGCUCCCCCUUCGAUAGCGAAUUCCAAGCCUCCCAAGCCAACCUGAAAUUCACACUUGUUGGUCUUUAUUUCAUAUCCUCAACAUGUAUUCCAAGAUUGCCUCCUUUGGACUUCUCCUCGCCGGCACGGGUGUUGGCGCCACUUAUACACUCAUUGCGGUUCCUACGGGAACUGGCGUUGUCGGCCCUCCUUAUUCCACUGGCACCCCAUCCACCCAACCACUCCCUGAGGAACCUCUUCAAGUCACAGUGGACAACUGCAUUACCUUCAGAAAUGCAGGCAUCUCUCUAACCUGCGCAGACACUCCGGAUUCUCUGCGGCCAGGCAACGCUACCACAAACGGCUACGUCACGAGGAGGAAGCGAACAAACUACAGCGAUAACUAUGGACCGGGCCAAUCCCCUCCGCCAGUGGGAGGAAAACGACCCUUGUGCUACAAAUUUAUCUUGGGCUACCACGACGCGAACGGCCCUGUGGCACCCCAACAAUUUCCGUGCUAUGCGGAUGAAUCCCAGACGCCUAUUCCCCCCGAGUCAGAGCUUCCUGCUCCUCCAGCAGGAACAGGUACACCGCCAACACCGAUUCCAGAAGUUCCUCCUCCCCCAGCAGGGACGGGUACAGCCCCAACUCCCAUUGUCGAAGUCCCUCCUGAGAAUCCGGAGGCUCCUCCUGAGGCUCCAGAAGUUCCUCCUCCCCCAGCAGGGACGGGUACAGUCCCCACACCCCCUGUGGACGGGGAAGUCCCUCCUGAGGCUCCAGAAGUCCCCCCUGAGGCUCCGGAAGUUCCCCCUGAGCAGAAUCCAGCAGGUGCUCCCGAGCCAACUGAGGGUUAUGCAACAGCAACGCCGCCGCAACCGAGCGCCCAACCCGAAGGUUACAAUCCCAACCUACGAUAGUAGAACUCUUUCUUUGCUAGUAGAAACGGGCGCCGAUGUACGGCAGAGCCGUCCACUCAUUUACUUCCAGCACUACUCCAUACUCUCGAAUCUUCAAACAGAGCUGCUU
This is a messenger RNA of Westerdykella ornata, 1189 nucleotides long. RefSeq lists its product as uncharacterized. The coding region runs from base 268 to 1080 and encodes 270 amino acids. Lineage: Eukaryota; Fungi; Ascomycota; Dothideomycetes; Pleosporales; Sporormiaceae. The transcript has 2 exons. The record is from RefSeq and is a predicted model, not a curated record.